UUUUCCCACCCGCGUCCCCUGUUUAACCUGCACGGAGCUAAAAGGCCUGUAAAAGAUACAAGAAGGAACAGAAGGGAGUUAGUUCUCUAAAACAAGAACAAAAAGAGAGAAAGGAGUGCCAGAGAUUAUAACAAAGCAAAGGAAACUAGCAAAAAUGGUGGCUAAUCAAGCCCGGCAACUGGCCGUUGAUCUCAUAACUUCAGAUUUCGGUGAUCUCGUUGCAAAAGUGUGCAAAUGCCUUCUUAAAAAGGGAGCACUCCCACUAGCAAGGUUGGCCAUGGAGACGGAGCUCCCUCGUGAACAAUUAAAGAAGUGCCUUUUGGUUCUCAUACAACACAACUGUGUACAAGCAUUCCAAACCAAGAAAGAAGUUGGAGGCAGGGUUAUGUCUACAACAGAAUAUACUGCAUUGCUGGAUGACAUUAUUCAUAGGCUGCGGUUUCCCAAGUUCUUGAUACUCAUCAGGGACCAAUUCGAUGAGCAGUGUGAGUGUCUUCUUGGGAUCUUGCUCAGUCAUGGUAGAUCAACCUUUGAACAACUAAUGCAACGGCUAUUUGAAAACCAACCUGAAGUGAGUGGCGAUAUUACUGAUCAAAUGAGAACACGCUUUGCUAAGCUUGUUCAAGCUCGCUACGUGGAGCGUUGUCCAGCUUCUGAACCGCAACUCGUAUUGGACUCGGAAGAGGGAACAAUAACUAAAAAGAAGCUCAAAGAAAUUGUGACAGAUGAAGAACGUGCUGUCAUGGCUGCAGCCCCCUUGGAAGCUGAGAGGUUCUCAUUUCCCACAUAUUCUGAUAAUGAUGCUUCUACUGAAUCUGAAAUUAUGGCAGAUCAAAGUAUUUUAGUGGGGGAAAAGAGAAAGCGUGGGGUCAUGGAGAUGGAUGAUGAUUCCAUUGUUUUAGCUUGUGAGAAAGAUGUUCUCUGGCGUGCCAAUUUUGAGGAAUUUGUAUGCAGUCUUAGACAUAAGGCCUGUAUAGCUAAUGUGAGACCAAGGUUGGACAUAGGGGCUGCAGUUGUUCUGGAAGCAAUACUUAAGGAGACGAGAGCCAAAGAAAAACAAAACAAAGCAGAAUAUUCAGCCCCUUUCUCGAUGAAUUCCAUUGUACAGGCAUUACUAGGAAGUCCUCAUGGCCAUCUGGAACAUGUUAGAGCUGCCCUUAACCAAUUGGGGGCCAGUUGCACAGGAGCGACAGAGGGAUCCUACAGAAUAAGUCUAAAGAAAAUAAUUGAAGCUGCUCAAAAUAGUGAGAUGGAGUCUAUUGUGCUAAAAAGAUACGGAAGCGAGGGUUGCAGAAUAUUCAGAUUGUUGGCUGAUAAAAAUGGCAUGAUUGAGCAAAAACAGAUCCCAAAUCUGGCACUUAUAGAGACAAAGAAAGCAUUUGAGCUUCUCUACAAGCUCAUGAAAGAUGACUACUUGCAGAUGGAGGAAGUGGCAUCAGCCCAAGGGAAGUUGUUUUUGUGGAGAGUGAACAGAAGUUCUCUUCAGGAAAAAAUUUUGAAUGACAUGUACCAUGCAGCUUCAAACUUGUGUCAGCGGCUUGCACAUGAGACAACAGAAGAGCAUGAGCUUCAGCUCCUAAAGAAGAAUCGAAUCACUGAGCUUCAAGAGAAGAAAGUCGAUCGCAUAAGGAAAGUGAAACCGAUCUUGGAGGCAUCUAUUUUGAGGCUUGAUGACUCUAUAAUGCUCUUUCACAACUUUUGAAGAAGAGGUAUUAUAGUUAUUUACUCCUCUCACCUAGCAUAAAGGGUAGUGCCUGUUUAUUGUUCUUUGGGAAGUUGAACCUACUUUAACAGAAUUCAGUAGUUUGGUACACAAUUUUGUCGGGCUCCCCAAAAGCUUUUGGUGUUCCUCCCCAAAGUUGAGAUGGUAUUGAUCAACUUACACUUGUGUAGGACCCCUAGCAUGGGGUCAUCAUUUGUUUGCUAAAUUGUAAGUGCGAAGUAGUGUGAACUGUGAAGUUAUGGUCUAGAAUGAGGAAUUGUCAGUACCUUAGUUCCUAUUUUUUGUUCGAAGCAGUAAAGUUUCGCAAUUUAGCAUGUAGUUGAUUCUCUCUC
Molecule: messenger RNA, 2055 nt
Organism: Amborella trichopoda
Lineage: Eukaryota; Viridiplantae; Streptophyta; Magnoliopsida; Amborellales; Amborellaceae
Product: RNA polymerase III subunit RPC82 family protein
Biological process (GO): DNA-templated transcription
Cellular component (GO): RNA polymerase III complex
Molecular function (GO): single-stranded DNA binding
Source: RefSeq, a predicted model, not a curated record